CACUAAAUAUUACUACAAGGACUUUUUAACUGUCAGGUGUUUUUCUGCUUAUGUUUACAGCAUACAGGCUGUAGAAAACCACUAAGGUUUUGAAUUUAGAUUAUGAAGAAAAUAUAUAUAUUAGAUGAUUACCAAAGAUGGAUACUAGCUGAGCGAUUUAAACACAACAUCUGUUUCAUGAAAGCAGAAGGGUUUAGAUGUUUUGAGUAUUUCAUAUUGUUGGAUUAAUUCCUAACAUGGAUUGAUAUGUGUUAUUGACCUUAGCUGCCAAAAGAUUGAAGUGUUUUCAAUAAGUGAUUUUUUUUUCUACAAUGUGAAAUCUGAUUUAUUUCUCCUGAAAGAGGAUUAGAUUGCUUGGAAUAAAUGAAAGAAACCGAAAUGGAGGAUUGUGGCUGUUUUGACUGGAUUUGCCAAAUGUUUGAGCGUCCUGAGCGUCGUGUUGUCACGGAGACAGUGCAGCCCCCUCGGUCCUCCAGCACGGCCCUGAACGAGCCAUUACAUUCACGGCGCGACCAAACAUACCAGUCACUUGCACAGAGGCCCCCUACUGAACAGCAAGCCAACUCCACAAAAGCCAAUGGUGACACUGGUGGGGACACUGACAGUCUGUGGAAGGGGGUACGCAACUUGGCCACCAUGUUCAUGGAAGACGGGGAAGAGGAGGGAGUUGGGGCACCAAUUGAGGCCGUCCCGAUUGACGGCAUUGACUAUAAACUUGGAAAAAUACAGCUCGCCCUUAGUUACGAUUUUCAAUCUUUGACGUUGACUUUGAAAAUAUUACAAGCUCAACACUUGCCUGCAAAGGAUUUUACGGGAACUAGUGACCCUUAUGUGAAAAUAUUGUUAUUACCGGAUAAAAAACAUAAACUGUUAACAAAAGUGAAAAAGAAAAACUUGAAUCCGAGAUGGAACGAGUGCUUUUUGUUUGAAGGCUGGCCUCACAACAAGCUUUUAGAGAAGACGUUGUACCUACAGGUGAUUGAUUAUGACCGGUUCAGUCGAGACGACCCGAUCGGGGAGACGUACAUUCCGUUGAAUGAGGUGGACCUCUCGAUGUCCCCACUCAUGUGGAAGUUCCUCGCUCCCUGCAAGGACAGUAGGGGCAAGCUAGGAGAGCUGUUAUUAUCGCUGUGCUAUGAGCCCAACGUGGGACGCCUUACUGUGAUAGUGAUCAAGGCCAAGGAUCUCAAGGCAAAGGACAUCACCGGAGCCUCAGAAUGCCAUCACUUUUUAGCCAAAAAGCCCAAACUUGGGGCAGAUCCAUACGUGAAGAUGUGGUUAUGCUUUGGCAAGGAGCGCAUGGAGAAAAAGAAGACCUCAAUCAAAAUGCGGAGUUUGAACCCAGUGUACAAUGAAUCGUUCAUGUUUGAGAUUCAGUGGGACAAGAUUAGAGAGGCCCAUAUUGAAGUGACGGUGAUGGACUUCGAUAAACUUGGUAGGAAUGAAAUGAUUGGGAAAAUACUGUUGGGCUCAAAGAGCGGCCCCUUAGAAACCCGGCAUUGGAACGAUAUGAUCUCCAAACCACGACAGCAGGUCGCACAGUGGCAUCUGUUGAAGGAUUGAUGAUGGCUGUGUUCGUAGUGCUAGUUGCAGUUUCAUAUGGGUGUACAAGUGUGUGAGUGGUUCACUUCAUGGUGAUGCAAAAUUGAUUGUUUGUGAAGUGGGGCAGCCCUGUGUGCUUUGGAAAUGUCAGCGUGCUCUGCACAAAUAGACAUUGAUGUGAUUGAUCACAUGUCACUGUGGAUACCCAGUUGCUGUAUUUUGUGGCACCGUUUGAUUAUUGUCCCAUGCUUUUAACAAUGGCAGAUGAUAAUAUGAUGCAUAUAACAAACAUAUUGUAAUGCAUUACAGUAAAACAGCUUCAUAUUAUUUGUUGACCCACAUCCACAAUUAAAUCUUCAGAGAGACCAGCUCUUGAGGGAAGGGUUGUUAAGAAGAUAUUUUUCUUUGGUGAUUUUGGUUAGUAAUAAUUAUUUUAUAGGAUUGUUUGUGAUACAUUAUGUUGUUUCUAUAGAAACAGAUUUUUUUUUGUUAUUUAGUAGCUAAAGCUACAAAAAUGAGUUUAUGUUUUAGUAUAUAUAUUUUUGCAUUCUGUUUAGCUUUUGAUUUUUUGUGAUAUGGGCUGUAAAAUGGAUCCUAUGAAGGCAGUAUGAUAGGUUUACUGUCAAAUAUUAUGGCUCAUAAGCAGAUAGACAUACCUGCAUGUAUGUUGAAAUACAUUUGAAAACACUCACUCAUUUAUGCACAAUUUAAUGUCUUUUUCCAAUUCAUGACAUAAACAUCAAAGAUGUUACUUUCUCUACAGCACUCAAUUUUAGUUAUAACUUCUAUUUACAAACCAUUAUGAAAAAAGUUAUAUUAUUUUAAACUAUGUCGUCCGCAUGAUAUUGAGUGAAAGUGAGGUCUUGUGCUGUAGGGGGAAAUCGAGUUCCUGGAGAAAACCCACUGAUCCAGCUUGGUGAGAUGAAAUCAAAUGACACACGCCCACUAGCCGGGAACCAUACCCGGGACUCUUUUGUUAGAAGCUAGUAUGCUGACUAGACAACCUAUAAGUUUUGAUGUCAAUGUCACAAUUAUAGAUAGCAGAUUUAAGGCAACUCAGUUGUCUUAAAAGGUUUAAAAGAGGUAAAAAUGCUUUUAGAUUAUUAUAGAGGAAUAUAUAUAUUCAUAAAAGUUCAAAUGUGAUAUUAAAGGAAUGUUUUGUCCACCAAAGUCAGUUUGUAUCUCAACACUUUCCUUUAAAAAAAAAAAAACGCACACGCACACCCACACACGCAGUUGAAAAAGUUUAAAAGGUGAUGUUUUAUGGGUACGUCACAUCUCAUUAGACUUUAAUAUACUAAAAGUGUAUUUUGCUUCAUACUUUUCACUUUUCAAAAUUGAAUGCCAAAAUGAUUUUGUUUUCUUUUACAUAAUGCAAUUUUCAUGCACUUAAAAAAAGUAGACAGUCUGGCCUUCCUCCAGGCCGCAAUAUUUCUUGCUUAAUAAGGGUAAAUGGCCAACUGAUGAUAUCGAGAAUGGCAAAUAUAUUACGGCCAUAUGGAUAAUAAUACAAAAUAAAUCACAUCUCUGGCAUUAAUGUCCAGUAUCUUGGGAUCUUUAAAAGAGAAAAACAGCCAGUUCUGGUGCUAGUUAAACCUCGAUGAGACAGAGUAAGUGACGGUAUGCCAAAAAUUGCAGUUUUGCAGUACUGCCUGAGUGUAUAAUGUUCUAAAUUUUAGAACAUGAAGUGUCAAGCAUCUUGGCUUAUUUUCAAAUUUCUUGGCCACACACAUUUUAGUUUAUAAAUAUAAUUAUUCUUAGUCUUGUGAAAAAGUACUUUGUAGUUCCUUCAUUUUAAAAUUGUUUUCUUUUGGGAACAAAAAGCAGAAAUAUGUUUUUGCUUUUAAAAGUAUAAUAAUGCCAUUAUUUUUGGUAUCAAAUAGGAAAGUUAUUAGAAGUUUAUUACCUAUGUCAUGGAAGUUUUUAUUUUUAGAUUACUGAAUUGCUUUUAAAAUACAUUUAGUAACCAAAUCAAGUGUACAUUUUCUUCUGCAACAGAGCUUUAAUUAUAUAUUAAGUCACCAUUUUUGUGUUAUUCAGCUAUUGUUACAAAAACAUUUUCCAGACAGAUUAAUUAAGUUCUUAAUUCUUACCUUAAGUUAUUUAAUGAUUACAUGAUCAUUUUCUAAUAUAUUUUGACUCUUAUGUUGUGAUUUGGACAAAUAAACACAAAACAACCUUUAAUUACUAACUAAAAUAGUGUAUACAUAUAUCUUGGUAGCAUGACAUAUAUAAUGGUUACCUGAGAUAUAUCUUGGUUACCUGACAUAUAUCAUGGUUAUCUGACAUAUACACACGUAUCAUGGUUACCUGACAUAUCUUGGUUACCUGAAAUAUAUCUUGAUUACCUGACAUAUAUCAUGGUUACCUGACAUAUCUUGGUUACCUGAAAUAUAACUUGAUUACCUGAAAUUUAUCAUGGUUACAUGAAAUACAUCUUGAUUACCUGAAAUAUAUCUUGAUUACCUGAAAUAUAUCAUGGUUACCUGAAAUUCAUCUUGUUUACCUGAAAUAUAUCUUGAUUACCUGACAUAAUUUUAUAUCAUGGUUACCUGACAUAUCUUGGUUACCUGAAAUAUUACUUGAUUACCUGAAAUUUAUCAUGGUUACCUGAAAUUCUCUUGAUUACCUGACAUAUAUCAUGGGUACCUGACAUAUCUUGGUUACCUGAAAUAUAUCUUGAUUACCUGAAAUAUAUAUAGAUUACCUGACAUAUAUCAUGGUUACCUGACAUAUAUCUUGGUCACUGAAAUAUAUCUUGGUUACCUGAUGUAUUUCAUGGUUACCUGACAUAUAUCAUGGUUACCUAACAUAUAUCUUUGUUACCUGACAUAUAUCUUGGUUACCUGACAUAUAUCAUGGUUACCUGACAUAUAUCUUGGUUACCUGAAAUAUAUCUUGGUUACCUAGCUUUCAUGUAAAAUAGCAGAAAAUAACAGAUUUGUAUUUAUUUAACCAAUCAGGUAAAAAUAACAUUUAUUCAUUGAUGAUGUCAUGUCAAGAUUUAUUACACUUAUAAGAUAUCAGAAAUAUAUCAUUUCCUUAUUUCAUGAUGCUGACGCCAUUUAUAAUGAUCUUAAUUUGUUAUUUAUUUGCUUGAUUUCCUUGAGUUUGUUCACUCAAAUGGUUCAAAAUAUACCAAUAUGCAAUGCAGUGCUUUUUAAAUGUAUGGAAACAAAUUGCUUUAUUUAAGCCAUUUUUUGUGAAACUUUUUUUUGUUUUCAUCUUAAAAUAAACUGGUAUAUUUACCCAAACAUACCUUAGAAUUUUAUGGGCAUUCUAUAUUUGUUUUGUGUUUUUUAACAUCUUGCUACAUAUAGUUUGUGUAUGAAAAUGUAACAAAUGUUUUCCAGUAUGAAUUAAAUGCAUCCAAGCAAAGAAUUAAUGUAGAGCAGCCUGUUGCAUAAAACUGGUUAAUUCCUUAGUUUGGUUCAAGUUAGCCAAAAUGUUAAUGGAUUGGUCAAUAUUUAUCCAACAAUUGUUGACCAAUCAAAUUGCUUUGAUCUACAAACUAGCCAAAAAUAGCCUGUGGUACCUUAUCCAGUUUUAUACCAUUUGGUGCAGGUCCAUAAUGGAAGUUCUUCAAUUGAGUCUGAUAUGGAGUUGAGCUGCUUGUCAUAAAAACCACAGAAGGCAAUUGCAUAAAGCUGUUAUUUACAGGCCAUAUUAUGGCUUGUUUGCACAUAUUAGAACUAUGAAUAGUCAAUAGUUAUUAUUGGAUGAAUAUUGACCAAUCAAAAUUAUUUUGGCUAACUAAUGAACCAACCAAAGACUUAACCACAAAUGGCUGCAGAACUUACAUGUGUACACAUGUAUGGAAAUUUUAUCAGUUUUAUGAUUUUUUCAUCAAAUACUGAAAAAUACAGGCAAAGAAUUUUUAAAAAGCAAGAUCAAACUACUUGAAAACAAUUUAAUUAUUUUUAAAUGUUUUCAUGUUAUAACGUUUUUGUGUGCGACUAAGCAGAUUAAAAAAAAUAUUGUCCUUUUAUUGAACCUGUACUGUACCGUGAUUUGUAUAGUUUUUGUUAGAUGUCAAGUUCCAGAAUGAAGAUUAAGUUUUCUCUUGUUGUUAUCCAGUACCAAGGUUACAACCAUUUUGCCACCGUCUUAUUUACAAACCUAUGGUAACCAUCACUUUUUCCAAUCAAUAUUUCUAAUAAGUAGUGAUAUAUAUUUAAAAAAUAGUAUUUUAAUUAUCAUAUAAGUUGAUUUGAUUUUUGUAUUCACUUGUGACAUUGACUGAUCAUAAUCAAUGGAAUUUUUUGAUAUUAUAAUAUAUUAGCAUACGACCUACAUUUUCAGCCAAUGAAAUUGCAGAUCAUUAAGAACUAGAUGUAAUCAUUAAGAAUUUCAACUUUAGGGGGUGUUUAAUGGUCUGGCUAUCGCCACUCAUCAGAUACAUACCCCCUGCUUCAGAUUUUGCGUUGACAAUGUGUCAGCCAAAGAGGUAGUAUUCUAAGACAGUAAGAUGACCGGAAGUAAUAUUUUAAUGAUUAAGAAGAGCUUGUUCGCUGUUAUAUUUUGUACCUCGUUAAUCCUUCUAUCUGUUGUCUGUUAAUGACUAUCAAUGCCAUUGUUCUGCAACUGUUCUUGGCGAAUGCUGCCAUUAUUAUGCAUCUAUGUCAAUCUGAUAUGUUAGAUGUGAUGCAUUACAUGAAUGUAUUCCCAUGUCCUGUACCCUACCAUGCCAAACACGGAAACAUAUAUUUCAUAUCCAUUUCACUCGCAUAUAUUAUGAUCGUUUUCUUUAUGAUAUGAUAUGGUUUCUUUCUUCAAUGAUUUGAUUUUUUCUCUUCAAAUUUAUGUAUACAUAGACCCUGCAUAUGUUAUAAUGAUAGUAUUUGAUUAUUAUUUUUGUUAAAAUCUAGUAGUAAAAGUUUGAAGGAAGUUUUUGAUGACAAUUGCUUUUAAUUAAUCAUAAUUUAAAUUCUUAAUGCUCCCACACCAGCUACAUGUAGGACACUUUCUGCAUUGCUAUUGUAAUUAUUCAUUGAUUCAGAUUAUGUUAUGUUGUUAAAACUUGUUGUUUAAGAUACACUAUUAUUCUAAUACAUUUCCAUCCUGUCAGAAAUCCAUUGUUUGCAAUAUUUGUACAUUGACUGUAUUAUAUUAAUGUUUUAAUGUAAUAAAAAUGGAGAAUGUC
Molecule: messenger RNA, 6685 nt
Organism: Mya arenaria
Lineage: Eukaryota; Metazoa; Mollusca; Bivalvia; Myida; Myidae
Product: synaptotagmin-7-like
Exons: 7
Coding region: 364-1563 (399 amino acids)
Biological process (GO): calcium-ion regulated exocytosis; vesicle fusion; regulation of calcium ion-dependent exocytosis
Cellular component (GO): axon; membrane; synapse
Molecular function (GO): phosphatidylserine binding; clathrin binding; calcium-dependent phospholipid binding
Source: RefSeq, a predicted model, not a curated record